UUUACCAUGGCGGACGAAGAAGACAAACCCCAACUUCGUCUCACCCAUUAUACCUCGAAAAUCUCCGGCACCACCCCACUUCAUUCCGCCGUCUCACCACUGCCGCCGCCACCAUCUCCAUCAACCCUGUCCAUCAUCAACAACGAAGACCUCUUAACCGAAAUUCUACUCUGCUUACCACCAAAAUCCCUCCUGCGCUUGCAAUGCGUCUCCAAACUAUGGCUCUCAAUCAUUUCCAGGCCCAAUUUCCGCCGCCUUCACGCCCGCCGCAAUCCCACCUCCUCCGCCGCCGCCACCAACCUCUUCUUUUACCGGGUAUUUUGUUGGGUUCCUGAGUUCAAUUUCCUUUGUCUUAGCAAUAGUUUGGAAGAUGUCAAUUCCAUGCGUGUUAUAACUUCUAAUUUGAGCAAUCGAAGGGAGGGUUUUCCAUGGCGGAUUCACUCCUGUAAUGGGUUGAUCUGUUUGGACCCGUACGAUGAUGAAAGCACAAAAUUUUUUAUGUAUAAUCCUACUACCAAUCAGAGUCGGUUUAUUCAGCUUCCGGAUUCGCCCGAGGAUCGCCAUUCAAUUAGGGAUUUGAGUUUGGCUUUCGAUCCUUUAAAACCCGACCACUACAAAAUUUUAUGCGUUUGGAUGAGGUUGCCGGAGAUUGUACUCCGGUUUUCAUUGUACUCCUCGGAGACUGGGGUUUGGAAGGAGACAGAUGAGUCCUAUGAGUUUGAUUUUGAGUGGGAUGAGGAGCUUGACGAGGAUGACAACUUGAGUUCCAUGUUCAAUAGUAUAAAUGUUCUUUUCAAGUAUGGGGCUUAUUUGGAUGAUGCUAUGCAUUGGGCGAAUGCUGAUGGGGAUUUUUUGUGCUUUGAUUUGUGGAGUGAGAGGUUCAAGCCAAUGCCAAGUCCUUUGAUUCCUGAUGACCACAAAAUUGGUUUGCUUUUGCUUGAGCUGCUGUGCGCUGAUGACUGGCCAGCGGGGGUUGAUAAGGUGAACGGGGAAAGAUGGAAGGGAUGGUUCUUUCAUUGUAUUGAUAGAAGUCUAAGAUCUAUCUAUUACUUUGAGAAGAGAAUCGUUGGUUUGCCCGAUGAACUACGUGGGAAAUAUGAGUUGAGAGGGCAAGAGGAUUCGAUCUCCAUGAAAGGCUAA
Messenger RNA from Coffea eugenioides, 1140 nucleotides. Its product is annotated as F-box protein At5g07610-like. Bases 7 to 1140 code for a protein of 377 amino acids. Lineage: Eukaryota; Viridiplantae; Streptophyta; Magnoliopsida; Gentianales; Rubiaceae. The transcript is spliced from 3 exons. The record is from RefSeq and is a predicted model, not a curated record. Gene Ontology annotation, molecular function: protein binding.